Amorphotheca resinae ATCC 22711 is the source of this 918-nucleotide messenger RNA. RefSeq lists its product as hypothetical. The transcript has 2 exons. The record is from RefSeq and is a predicted model, not a curated record. Gene Ontology annotation, biological process: mitochondrion organization; lipid homeostasis. NCBI's taxonomy places the organism in Eukaryota, Fungi, Ascomycota, Leotiomycetes, Helotiales, Amorphothecaceae. The coding region runs from base 1 to 918 and encodes 305 amino acids. Gene Ontology annotation, cellular component: mitochondrial outer membrane.
AUGGACAGUCAGAACCCCAGGGCGUCAAAGUUCCACGAGGAUUUGGAGUCCCUUCAGUAUGUGGACCCUACUCCGCUCCCAGAGUCCCGCCACGGCUCGAUCUCCGUCCCAGCGUCCAAUGCAUCGCCCAGCUCCUCGAUUUUUGGCUCUGUCUUAGGCCUCAGUGGAAGUGGACAUAGCCCUGUAUACUACCUAACGCGGCUCCAGAAAUACUCCUCCUACGUCUUCGGAGUCUAUGCCUCUCUCCAUAUAACCAACACCUCCAUCAUCCCCCUCAUAACCCGCUCCGUCUCCGCUUCAGAACCCUACCUUCUCCUCACGCGGCCCUUCUAUCAAUCAUUCCCCCUCGAACCGCUUCUCGUAUCACUCCCAAUUGCAACGCACAUCCUCGCCGGGCUCGCCCUACGGAUUCACAGGCGCAAUGCCAAUCUUGAAUACUACGGUGCUUCUAGCCUCCCUAUAUCAAAACGUUUGGAGAAACGGCUGAAAGUCUGGCCCGCGGUAUCAUGGACUAGUCUCUCUGGCUACAUCCUCGCCCCGUUAGUAAUUGGACAUGCAUUCGUGAAUCGUGCUCUGCCGUUGAUCUACGAGGGCGGUUCGUCAGGGGUAGGAUUGGGGUUUGUGAGCCAUGGUUUUGCGAGACAUCCGGUUGUCUCAUGGGUAGGGUAUAUGGCACUGCUUGGUGUCGCGGCGGGGCACUUUGUUUGGGGUGCGGCGAGGUGGAAUGGGUGGUUGCCUCAUGGCAGUGAUAAAAGGGCGAAGAAAAGGUGGUGGACGAUCAAUGGACUGGGUCUUGCUCUUGCGGGCUUGUGGAUGGCGGGUGGUCUUGGGGUUGUAGCUAGGGGUGGGAAGGAAGGAGGCUGGGUUGGAAAGGGCUACGAUGUGCUGUAUUCGAAAAUACCACUUUUGAAAUUAUAG